This is a messenger RNA of Kickxella alabastrina, 1422 nucleotides long. RefSeq lists its product as uncharacterized. The record is from RefSeq and is a predicted model, not a curated record. The coding region runs from base 1 to 1422 and encodes 473 amino acids. NCBI's taxonomy places the organism in Eukaryota, Fungi, Kickxellomycota, Kickxellomycetes, Kickxellales, Kickxellaceae. Gene Ontology annotation, molecular function: zinc ion binding; RNA binding. Gene Ontology annotation, biological process: mRNA splicing, via spliceosome. Gene Ontology annotation, cellular component: spliceosomal complex; nucleus. The transcript is spliced from 2 exons.
AUGGACAGCAUUAUUGAGCAGCAGCGUCAGGCCCACGAAGACAUUGAGCGUCUAGAGCAGGCCAUCGUCGACAUGAUGCUUCAGGACCUGUCGAAGCACCGGUACAAGCUGGUCCGCGAGCAAAAAAUAGACAGUCUUCUGGACCAAAUCCAAACACGCAGCAAGCUCAUACUGGACCUCGACAGGGACGAAUCUGGACUGCGCCACGUAGAAAUGGACAGCAUUGCCGAGCACCAGUUUACAGAAUUCUACUCCCGCCUUGGCGACAUCCGCAGCCACAACCGGCGCAACCCCGAUGUCGCCGUGCACCCGCCCGAAAUUGAGUACACGUUUGUAAGUGAGGAGGACGAGCAUAGGCUGGACACCAUGUUUUCUGGCGAAGAGCGAUUGGGCCGGUAUGUGGAUCUGAACGAGCAACACGAGCUGUAUCUCAACGUAAGGGACGCCCAGCGAUUGUCCUAUUUGGAUUAUUUGGCCCAGUUUACCAAGUUCGAGCUUUACCCUCGCAAGCUCAAGACAUCCCUGCAAUAUACCGCGUAUUUGAACAGUCUGCGGGGAUAUUUUGACGGAUUCUUUGCGCGCGCCAUGCCGCUGUUUGAUUUGCCCAAGACCACAGCAGAGGCCAAGGACAAGUUUGUCGACGCAUGGGCUGCCGGCACGGUCUUAGGCUGGGAGGUGAGCGAUGAUGAUCAUAAGCUCCUGUGCACAGUGUGCAACAAGCAAUUUGAAAAGGAGACCACCUUUAACGCGCACAUGAACAGCCGAAAGCACCAAAAGGCAGCCGCGCGCUCCGAAGACGGAAACGCUAGCAGUGACAAGCAGGAUGCACAGAAACAGGCGAGCGACAAGAAAGCAGAAAAGGAGCGCGAGGCUGCCUGGUCGGAGUCACUGAUUCGCACACACGUCUUGGUGCUUACUGACAAGAUCCGCGACACGCGAUCCAAUGUCGAGCGCAGACAAGCGCUGACCGAGGAGGAGCGCAAGCAGGAAGUGGAUGAGGAGGAGCCGGAGUUUGAAGAGGACAAUGAGGACAAGGACGAGGAGAUCUAUAACCCGUUCAACCUGCCUAUGGGCUGGGACGGCAAGCCUAUUCCCUACUGGCUGUACAAAUUACAUGGAUUGGGCGUUAAAUUCUCCUGCGAGGUUUGCGGCAACGCCAUUUACCGUGGCCGUAAGGCUUACGAGAAGCAUUUCCAGGAGUCGCGCCAUGCAACGAAUAUGAGGCGUCUGGGAAUCCCCAAUACGCGACAGUUCCACGGCGUGGCGGCAAUUGACGAGGCCCAGAACUUGUGGGAGCGCAUCCAGAAGGAGAAGAAGCAGGUUGUGGCAAGCACGGAUACCUUUGAGGAGUACGAGGACAGUGAGGGCAACGUGUUUAACAAAAAAACCUACUUUGAUCUUAAGCGCCAGGGACUGAUUUAA